AACAGAUCUAGAAGAAUCUAGAGCUCUAAUGUGCGUAAUUAAUGUUGAUAACAACGUAUUUUGUUGAUUUCUCUCAACAACCAGCAGCAGCUGUUCACGAUGGGAAAGCUUUCAAAACUUGGGGAAGACGCUGUGUUCGAUCAAUCCCCCAACCUUGAUGUCAACAAAUUACGACUCAGGCGAACGGGUAGCAUUAUGGAUUCAAAAAUUCGCAAUAUCAUGAGGGCUUUUAAAACAUCUACCUGUUAUUUACCUGAAGAAGAGUUGGACAAAUUGAAAAAGUACCUAGGAAAAAGACAUUGCUCACAAAAGUGUAUUCAGUCGAUGAUUUUGGAAUCCGUGACAAUGAAAAGUUUAGAAUUAGUCGAACUAUUCAGCGCUUAUAGUUUAGAAAAUGACGAAAAGUCGAUUAUUCAAGCUGUUAUAUUAGACGCUUCAGAUAUACUACAGCUGUUAAAGGAUCGCGGUUUCAACCCAUUUGUAACAAGACGACUUUUAGAACCUCCAUUUUGCAUAAAUACAAUGGAUAUUGCAUUAAAACACGGAAGUCUGAAAUGCGCGGAGAUAUUGAAAGACAUUAUGUCACCAGAUCAUUAUUAUUGUGUAUCUGAAGCUAUAGCAAGAAACGAUUUGGGAUGCUUGAAAUUUCUGUCAAACAAUUAUCCAAGGGAAUUUCGCAAUGUUUUAACCUUUAGCAGUGCAGGAUUUUUGCACUCUGCAGUUGAAAAUGGAAACAAAGAAGUUGUGAGUUUAUUGGCAAGGGAAAGGGCGGACUGCAAUGCCGUUGCACAAAACAGGACGCCAUUAAUGUGUGCAUUGUGCCCAUUUAUCAUUGACGAACUUGUGUUCCAUGGAGCUGAUGUAAACUUUGAAAUCAGCAACACUUUAAAUGGUUCUACAGCUUUAUUAAACGCAGUUUCAGCAAGCUUUUUCACAAGAGUGGAAGUUUAUUUAAGAAAAAUUGGCAGUUGUUUUGACCGAGUAGCGUCAAUCCAACGUGUUUUGAUUCUGGUAAAAACUCUGGUAGAUCAUGAAGCGGAUAUCGAGGCUACAAACCCUCAAGGCAACACAGCCCUGAUGCUGGCGGCAGCAAAUGGUACAUACACAAACAUUCUGGAAUAUUUGAUCAAAGCAGGAGCUUCUAUAAGACACACAAACAGAGAAGGAAAAACAGCGUUGCAUUUGGCCGUUAAGAACAAUUGUAUUGAUAACAUCAACAUUCUUAUUCAGUCUGGGGCUGAUUUGAAUAGCAAAUGUAACAUGGGGUUCACUCCCUUGCACGAGGCUGUCAUUGCGGGGAAUGUACAUGCGAUAAGUAUUUUAAUAGUAAAAAGAGCGGAUCUAUCGCUAAAAGACAACAAGGGAAAUAAUCCACUCCACACUGCCGUAUCUCUGGGAAGCCAGGACGUUAUGCAGAUGAUCUGCUACAGUGUGAGCGACUUUAACGACACGAACAACAACGGUGACACAGCCCUCAUGCUAGCCUGUCAAAACCUUGACCUUGAUGCUAUACAAAUACUGGACAAAAUGGGGGCUGAUCUAACAGUCGUUAAUGAAACUAAUAACAAAACUGCCCUUGAUUAUGUGUUGAACAGGAAAUACGAUUCUAAAAACAGGGACAAAGUUUCCAUUUGCGCCGAAUAUCUGCUAGAUAGGGGUGCGGUGACGCUAAAAACGACCCCAUAUAAUUUUCACUUGUUACUAUUUGAAAGAAAUAUUUCCCUGAUACACAAACUCAUUGCGACCGGUCUAAAACCUUCUGAGCUGGAGCUAAACCUACGGGACGUAACCCAUCACGGUAGUACUGUCAUUCUCUCCCCUCUCAUGUUCGCGGUCGUAUGUAACGAAAUGGAGAUCGCUCAGUAUUUUUACGACAUCGGUUUUUUGACGGCUUCUGAUCUACAGCCAGGUUCCUGUUUUGAAACCGUUGAAAGCUACGUCAGACAGAAGGGCAACAUGAAAAGUUUACAGUUCCUCCACCACUUCUCCCCACGAACUGCCACCCUCCAGAACUUCUGCUUCCUCGCUGUCUCGUCUGCUAUAGGCUUCGGUCCCAAACGUGAGUCCAGAAUUCGAGGCACCGGUCUGCCUAACGUUUUCCAGAAAAAACUUCUUCUAAAACCUGACACGUUAGCCAACAGUGACGUGGGUAGGGGCUCCGUCAGAGACGACUACAGAUUUGAAAAAGUUUUGUCUGACUUUGAUAGGUUCUGUGUUGCGAAACCACAGUAGAUGGUUACAUUGUACUGGGUACAUCUUCAUUAUUAAUUGUGUAAUUAUUAAUUAUAUGACGUCGAUUUGUUUUUUCUUUUUCUCCAACUGGUUUUCUCAAUAAGUCGAUGGUUUUAUUCAUUUUACCCAAGACUUUAUUGUUUUUAUCUACAGUUAUUGUAUUCUACAUACAUUAAAAACUUGAUGAUAAAAAUAAUACUAAAUUUAUUACUUCAAGAAAUGUUCAACUUAUGAAAGUUUUGCGGAGGAACUUCUUUUAAGAAUAAACCAGAUGUUAAAUUAAAAGGAUGUAAUGUAAUGCAUAUUUUAAAGUAUACUUUUUUAAUAUUAUAAUGAUUGGCUUGUACUUUUUAAACUUUAACUCACAAAAUUCCAUUAUUCAGAUUUCUUUCUAUGCUUUUGAUCAGAUUAAUGAUUUUACUUAAAAAUAUACUAAACUCCUCUCUGUAUAGACCAUUGUAUCAGUAUUAGGGUUAUAAUUAUAUAUAUAUAUAGCUUAGAAUACAUUUGUAAUGUAAAUGUUAUCAAUGGUGAUGGAAAUUUAAUUUAUUUUUGUCGGCAUGGUUGAGGUAUUAGUCCAAUUUCCCAAUUUUUAUAUGGAAAUGGUGAAUGUAUUGCACACAAUUUUUUUUACGAAUUGUAAGUUUUGAUACAUGGUGCUUACCUUUUUUCCUUAAAAUUUUUUGGGUUGAUAUUACAUAGGUUUGCAAGUGUGUUUUUACAUAAUAAAUAAUAAUAUGCCUAAGCAGUAAGUUAAUUAAAGUAAGAAUUUAUAACAUAUGUUAAGAUUUAUUUGAAUGAGUGGAAGAUGAAAGUAUAUUUUCAACUUUCAAUGCUGUAGAAAUAAUAGAAUGUAUUGAAAAGUCGUUUUAUCUUUGACAUUAAUGCAUGUUUAAAAAAUGCCUCGAUGGUAUGUUAGUAAGGUUUUGAUUAUGUGCAGUUUUGAGAGACUAUUAUGUUAUACCUAAUUUAUUUGUUGGUUGUUAAUAUUUAAAUCUUUCUAUUUGAAAGUUAAUAAAACGUUGUCAAUUAUAAUUUACAUAUCUGUAUCUUUAUGGAAUGGAGAGGAAAAGGGAAUAAAAGAUAUA
Messenger RNA from Physella acuta, 3320 nucleotides. Its product is annotated as ankyrin-1-like. Gene Ontology annotation, molecular function: protein binding. Lineage: Eukaryota; Metazoa; Mollusca; Gastropoda; Physidae. The record is from RefSeq and is a predicted model, not a curated record.